Emericellopsis atlantica is the source of this 726-nucleotide messenger RNA. Its product is annotated as histone-fold-containing protein. The transcript has 4 exons. The coding region runs from base 1 to 726 and encodes 241 amino acids. Gene Ontology annotation, biological process: regulation of transcription by RNA polymerase II. Gene Ontology annotation, molecular function: DNA-binding transcription activator activity, RNA polymerase II-specific; RNA polymerase II cis-regulatory region sequence-specific DNA binding; protein heterodimerization activity. The record is from RefSeq and is a predicted model, not a curated record. Gene Ontology annotation, cellular component: nucleus; CCAAT-binding factor complex. NCBI's taxonomy places the organism in Eukaryota, Fungi, Ascomycota, Sordariomycetes, Hypocreales, Bionectriaceae.
AUGUCCGACUCCCAGUCUCCCCCCAAGGAUGUCGAGGCUGGCGCACAGUCUCCAAACGACGAAGAAGGCAACAUGAACGACCAGGACCCACAAGGUGGCCUUGGAUCCUAUGAGUAUGAAGGUGUAAAAGAGCAGGAUCGAUGGCUUCCCAUCGCCAAUGCCGUGCAUACUCGAUAUAUUAUGCCACAGAAUACGUUUCAAUCGUCCCAAGGGUCACUGCGCGGCCCCAAGGCUGACAAGAACGACGAACUCGAUGCUAACAUUCGUAACUUUGCUCCAGUGGCCCGAAUCAUGAAGAACGCGCUGCCUGACAACGCCAAAAUCGCAAAAGAGGCCAAGGAGUGCAUGCAGGAAUGCGUCAGCGAAUUCAUAUCCUUCAUCACCAGCGAGGCCUCGGAGAAGUGCCAGCAAGAGAAGCGUAAAACGGUCAACGGCGAAGACAUCUUAUUCGCCAUGACCUCGUUGGGCUUUGAGAACUACUCGGAAGCCCUCAAGGUGUACUUGUCUAAAUACAGGGAGCAACAAGCCCAGGGCAACCGAGAGCGGGUGAUGGAGAAUGCUGGCUGGGCGACAGGGAUGCCUCUCGAUGCUACUAAAGUUGGCGAUGGUGCUGGCGAUUUUGCGGCGGCCGACAAUGCUAACAAUGUCGAAGGCGGUGCCGAUGUCAACUAUAUGUACGGCGCUCCGCCACCGGGACACAAUGGGGCUGGUGGUGAUGGGUACUAG